AAAAGGAGGACACGAGUCCCAAAAAACUAGAGGCGAAAAAUCACAGGUGGAGGGGAAGGCUUCCAUCGCGUCACGAACAAGUAUAAAUAAAUUAACUAAAUACCUUCCCAUUUCGUUUUCUGCCUGAAAUCUGUAUAUUCACAUUGAAUCAUUCCCCUUUCUUCGUUUCUCCUCCUAAAUUUCUGAAUUAUCCGCAGUUUGAUUAGGUCAAGAAUUCAAUCAUUCAUCAUCAGCAGCAAUUCCAAUAUUGUUUCUCUAUGAGGGCAUCCGGUAGUGUCUGCCUUCGAUUCUAAUUCCAUCAAAAGCACCAAAAAAAGAGGGGAAAAAGGAUUUUUAAAAUAUUUUUGUAAUUCUAAUAAUUGCUUCUUCAAUGCGGUCGUUUGUUUCAACAUCGAAGGCAAUUAGGCGUUUAGUUACGCAUCGCCACGUGUUCAAACAAAGAGCGGGGAUUGAUAAUUGUGGUUGGGGAUUAGGGAAUAAUGUUCAAGUUCGAUGCUCGAGUGGCAUUGCUGGUGUUCCUUCAUUUGUUCCUGGUUGUUAUGAUGCUGGUAGCAAGCUCAUUAAGCCUUCAUCGUCGUCGUUGGGAGAAGUUUAUAGGAUUGGGCCUUUAAUUCAAAGCAGAGGAUUUUUAGGCUGCGGUGAUGGGGAAGAGGGGAAUAUGUUAUCCAAAGUACACGAGGAGAGGCGUGUCUUGGGAUACUCUCCAGAGCAGUUAUAUGCUGUAGUUGCUGCUGUUGACUUGUACGAGGAUUUCCUCCCCUGGUGCCAAAGGUCGGAGAUUUUAAGACGCCAUCCAGAUGGAUCUUUUGAUGCUGAGCUAGAAAUUGGCUUCAAAUUUCUCGUCGAGAGUUAUGUGUCUCAUGUGGAACUAAACAAACCAAAAUAUAUCAAGACAACUGCUACCGAUACUGGCCUUUUUGAUCAUUUGAUUAACAUCUGGGAGUUCAACCCUGGACCAAUUCCAGGAUCUUGUAACCUUCACUUUUUGGUGGAUUUUAAGUUUCAAUCUCCAUUAUAUCGACAGGUAGCAAACAUGUUCUUUAAGGAGGUAGUCUCUAGACUAGUUGGUUCAUUCCAUGAUCGUUGCCGUGUAAUAUAUGGACCAGGGGUUCCGGUUCAUAAAAAUACAUAUCAACAGAGGGCAUGAAGAGCGAUGUUUGGUUUGUUGAUGAAAUGAAAACAUGAGGGACCAGUUCAAUUUUCCAAGGACCAGUUGGUCCUAUUGCAUUCUAAUUCUUGAGUUAAUUCAAAACUUGAGAAAGUGCUGAUUCAGCCUCCCUGGUAUUCCCAGUUUUCUCAAUAUUACUAAAUUUACUUCUUUUGGUUUCUUCUGACGGGAAUACGUUGGGGCCGGAAAUGUAACUGUUCUGAUUAUGCCAUUUCUUUGUACCAUAUUACCUCAACCAUUACAUCAGUUCAUAAGGUAUUCUGCUAAUGUUUUUAGAAGCUUCUGUGGAAGGAUAAAUGUUCCUUUAAUUUAUGUUAAAGGUAUAGGGAUGCUAUUAGUCUAUGUAACAUACACUUUACUUCUAUUAUGAAAUUUAAUAAUUGGGCCUA
Messenger RNA from Nicotiana tabacum (common tobacco), 1557 nucleotides. RefSeq lists its product as uncharacterized. The record is from RefSeq and is a predicted model, not a curated record. Gene Ontology annotation, cellular component: mitochondrion. NCBI's taxonomy places the organism in Eukaryota, Viridiplantae, Streptophyta, Magnoliopsida, Solanales, Solanaceae. Gene Ontology annotation, biological process: cellular respiration. Gene Ontology annotation, molecular function: ubiquinone binding.